CUGCCAACUUUUGCAUUCUUCGUCCUGCAGGCUAUUUGUUUGGCCUAUGCCAUUAUUUCUACUUUGAUUGACAUAACUGCUGUUAGUCUCAUGCUUCUUUCCCCCUUUACAGAUGAGCGAUAUCAUGAAGGUUACUGGGAACAGUUUACUCUCAAUCCCAAAACCCGUUGUUCUUAGUGAUGCCUUCUUUCAUAGGAGGCAGUUGGCCGUUCAAUGUGCUAUGUGGGUAUCAGCAAUAGACACAACAACGCUCUAAAUCGCCGCUUAAUUGAUGGAUGCGGCAAUUGUCCGAACGGACACCUGCAGGCCUACAGCCGCAACAAGUAUAUGAGCGAUUUACACAACAUUUUUAGCACAGAAGCCGUUGAUAUGGAUUGUCGCAGCAUGAAUGGUCAAACAGCUCAUGCGUCGGCGGAAGAGCUCUCGGAUGCGAGGUCGUCAGACUCACUAGAGAUGCUCAUCCGCUACGAAAUUCAAUUAUAUUGCGUGGCCAACUCAUCCCAAGCCAGAGAAAUUUGGUAUAUAUCGUAAAAGUACCAUCUAGAGGCGUUCAUCCUUCUAUGCAACGGAAGUAAGAUAAAUAGAGCCACCAGCGAUCUUAUCGAUAAACGUUGACUGGAGUUGAUCUGGAC
Molecule: messenger RNA, 632 nt
Organism: Aspergillus welwitschiae
Lineage: Eukaryota; Fungi; Ascomycota; Eurotiomycetes; Eurotiales; Aspergillaceae
Exons: 1
Coding region: 214-531 (105 amino acids)
Source: RefSeq, a predicted model, not a curated record